Messenger RNA from Solenopsis invicta (red fire ant), 5619 nucleotides. RefSeq names its product tolloid-like protein 2 (gene tok). Gene Ontology annotation, biological process: proteolysis. Gene Ontology annotation, molecular function: zinc ion binding; metalloendopeptidase activity; calcium ion binding. The coding region runs from base 135 to 3938 and encodes 1267 amino acids. Lineage: Eukaryota; Metazoa; Arthropoda; Insecta; Hymenoptera; Formicidae. The record is from RefSeq and is a predicted model, not a curated record. The transcript is spliced from 16 exons.
GUCGUCGUCGUCGUCGUCGUCGUCGUCGUCGUCGUCGUCGUCGUCGUCGUCGUCGUCGUCGUCGUCGUCGUCGUCGUCGCCGCCGCCGCCGCCGUCGUCACCGUUAUAUCGAUAUUUUGUCCGAUAAUCUCGACAUGAGGCCAUUCUUGGUACUCGCAAUCGUCUACUUGCUGGCCAAGAUCGUCGAUUGCCGAGCUGUUGAAAAUGACACUGAAGCGCGGUACAAAAAUGAGCGCGGUAAACGACGACACAAGUUCUCCUUCGAGGAACUACUUAACGCCAAGUUUCCACACAUUAUCACUGGAGAUUUAGACAUUGAUAUUUGCAAGGCAGAACAAUGUUUAUUCAACAUCCAACCUUUGAAUAUGGCAAGCAGUAAAAUUCGAUUUCAGACGUUUCAUUUACAGCGUGUACAGCGUGAAACAAUUAAUUAUGUGGGCGGAUUUCUCGGUGACAUUGCACUACCAAAUAUCAAAUACGACACGGAAUGGCGCGAGCAAAAAUUAAAUAAAAGUUAUUUAGAAGAAUUGGAAAAAUAUAGAGAAGAAAUAUUAAAUGAAGGUCUACAGGUGGAAGAGGAAGGCCUUACAGAAAUUUUCCAGUUUAAGAGCGAACACGAUGCUAACAAACACAUGCUCCACGAGCACGAUGAGACGAUCGUUCAAGAGAAGCCAGAGCCUAUUUCGAUAGACCGCGACCAAUACAGUACCGAUGAUAAAGGUUUUACCCUUAGCGCUGGAAAUGAUGAUACUAAUCCCGCAGUGAAAGACGAGGGUCUCGAAUUCAGAUUGGAGUCCUCGACUCAGGCUUCGAAGAAAAGGCACUCUGGACGACAAGCUCAUCGACAGCUUUCCAGGAGGACUUCAAUAUCAAAAUCAAUGAAAGCCAGACAAACGAAUAACAUGCCUCUCGAAUUUUCAACCUCUACGACUUUAACUCUCGAGGAUAAUAAAUAUGUGGGUCGCAUACAUACAGACGGUGUCAAGGAAACAUUUACCAUGAAACCUGAAACGGAUACGCAAAAUGUAUCAAACCGACGACGACAACGACGACGACGACGACGACGUCAUCAUCGUAGAAGAAUUUUGCAAAGAUACUCCCACAGUCAUUGUAAUCGACGAACGCAUAGCCCUAUCACCGAUGCGUCGGACGAAAUUAUCUCUGUACACGAUCGACGCCUUCGUUCUAUCGAAUUCUACGAUAUAGAACACAAGCCAAAAUACUUGAUGAACAAGAGCGGCACGAGACACGCGUAUUUAAGCAGAAUGCGUCGGGCGGCUACCGCGAGAAAGGAACGAGUGUGGGACCACGGUGUGAUUCCCUACGAGAUCGAUGGAAAUUUUUCCGGCGCACACAAAGCCUUGUUCAAGCAGGCGAUGAGACAUUGGGAAAACUUUACUUGCGUCAAAUUUGUAGAGAGGGUGCCUAGAGAGCAUCCCAAUUACAUUUUGUUUACGGAAAGACCUUGCGGAUGUUGCUCUUUCGUUGGAAAGAGAGGUAACGGACCGCAAGCUAUUAGCAUUGGAAAAAACUGUGACAAAUUCGGUAUAGUUGUACACGAAUUGGGUCACGUCGUUGGAUUUUGGCACGAGCAUACACGACCGGAUCGUGAUCGUCAUGUACAAAUCAUCCGCGAUAAUAUUAUGAGUGGUCAGGAGUACAAUUUUAACAAGUUGACAGAGGAAGAAGUAAACUCGCUUGGGUUGCCCUAUGAUUAUGACUCUAUUAUGCACUAUGCAAAGAAUACCUUUUCAAAAGGCACUUAUCUAGAUACAAUUUUACCUAUGGAGACUCAUGGAAAAAAGAGACCCGAGAUUGGACAAAGAAUCAGAUUGAGCGAGGGCGACAUUGCACAAACGAAUCUUUUAUACAAGUGUCACAAAUGCGGUAGAACUUUUCAGGAGAACAGUGGUAGUUUCGGAUCACCGAAUCAUCCGAAUAAUUCUCCGUCUAUCGAUGGGGAACGAUGCGAGUGGCGAAUUACAGCUACGCAUGGCGAACGUAUCGUAUUAAAUAUCACGUCCCUCGACAUAUUCAAAAGUGAUUAUUGCCGCAGCGAUUAUCUCGAGAUACGAGAUGGAUACUGGUAUAAGAGCCGAGUAUUAGGUCGAUAUUGCGGCAGUGGAAAGAUGCACGAACCAAUAGUGUCGAGUGCAAGUCGGAUGCUGGUAACGUACGUGACGUCUAGCAGGCAAACUGGUCACCGUGGUUUCACAGCGAAUUACGAGGCUGUUUGCGGUGGCGAUGUCGAAUUAGAUGGUAUAGGACAUCUGGAGUCACCAAAUUAUCCAGAGGAAUAUCAAUCCAGCAAAGAGUGCGUGUGGAAAUUGUCCGUACCUCAGGAUUAUCAAGUGGCCUUGAAAUUUCAGUCUUUCGAGAUCGAGAACCAUGACAAUUGCGUGUACGACUACGUCGAAGUGCGUGACGGACAUAACAACGAUUCCCCUUUGAUCGGCGUUUAUUGUGGAUACAAGAUACCACCAGAUAUUAAGUCGACGGGGAACAAACUGCUCGUCAAGUUCGUCAGUGACGGUUCCGUUCAAAAGGCUGGUUUUUCGGCAACUUUUAUGAAAGAAUUCGACGAGUGCGUGUUAACGGAACACGGUUGUGAACACGAUUGUAUCAAUACGCUAGGUGGAUACGAAUGUUCUUGUAAAAUUGGUUACGAGUUACACUCUGACGGCAAACAUUGCGAAGAUGCCUGUGGUGGAUUUUUCGACGAUAACAAUGGCACCAUUACGAGUCCAUCGUUUCCCGAAACUUAUCCAGGAAAUAAAAAUUGCGUUUGGGAAAUUAUCGCUCCGCCUCAAUAUCGCAUCACACUAAAUUUCACGCAUUUCGAUCUCGAAGGUAACAACGUGUACCAGGAAGAAUGCGAGUACGAUUCGGUGGAAGUGGCGAGCAAGCUUGGCGAUGAUGUUGUCAGAAAGCAUGGGAUAUUUUGUGGAGCACGAUUACCACCACUUAUCACAUCCGAAGGCAACUUUAUGAGGAUUACCUUUACAUCCGACAAUAGCGUCCAAAAAUCAGGCUUUGCUGCUGUAUUUUUCACGGAUAUGGACGAGUGUGCCAAUAACAACGGUGGAUGUCAGCACGAGUGCAAAAAUACGAUAGGUUCGUAUCAGUGCUCUUGCCACAAUGGAUUCACACUUGACGAAAACGGUCACGAUUGCAAAGAGGGUGGCUGCAAAUACGAAAUUACCGCACCCGUGGGGACGAUCAAAUCACCAAAUUAUCCAGAUUAUUAUCCUGGCCGUAAAGAUUGCGUUUGGCAUUUUACUACGAAACCAGGCCAUCGGAUAAAAUUGGUAUUUAAAGUUUUCGAGAUGGAACCGCAUCAAGAAUGCGCCUACGAUCACAUAAUUAUUUACGACGGAGAUUCACCAGACAGCAUUAUCUUGGGUAGAUUUUGCGGUAACAAAGAACCUCAUCCGAUUCUCGCUACAGGCAAUCAAAUGUUUAUGGUUUUCAAGAGCGAUGCUUCCGUGCAGAGAAAAGGUUUUUUGGCCACGCAUAGCACAGCUUGCGGUGGUCAUCUCAUGGCAACCGAUAGAGUGAAACAUUUAUAUUCUCACGCCAAGUACGGUCAUUAUCAUUACGAUCAUAGAACCGACUGUGACUGGGUAAUAGAAGCACCACUCGGCAAAAACGUUCACUUAUCUUUCCUUUCGUUUCAACUGGAAUACGAAACCGAAUGUGGAUACGAUUUUGUCGAAGUUUUUUCCGGUUUAGACGCCUCUAGUCCACCGUAUGGUCGAUUUUGCGGUAAUUCCAAUACUACCGAUUUUAUUUCCAUGAACGAGGCGCUACUGGUAAGAUUCAGAACGGAUGAUACAAUCUCGAACAAAGGCUUCGUAGCCAUUUUCGUGGCGAUUGAUCGGCAGGAUAGCGAGGAAAAUUUUGGUGGUGAAGACAACGAAGAUCAGGAAAACAUUUGAUCCUUGCCUCGACCACACUCCAAUCAAUUGGCAUGAUUAAAUUCGGAGUUGAAUACUUUUGUGACAAGUAUCAAUUACGAGUACUAGCCUGACAAUACAUUACGUCUUCUAUUCUAUUAUGUAUGCUGGAUAAAAUAUUCAUCCUUGUUAGAAAACAUGUUGAUUCCUGGAAAAAAGUAUAUACACGUAUGUGUGUAAUCACAUAAUCAUCGACGAACACGAAGCGACGUUUGCAUCGCGUUAGAUGCAGUUAACUAAUUUCAUAUAGCUGAUAUACACAAGAUUUUUACGAGUCUUGGAUCGAAAAUAUGUCGAUUAGCGUCCUAGUGUUACAUAUAUUCUUUCAAGCCAUACUAAAACAAUAGAUCGAGUUAAGCAAUGAAAAGUUCAAAGAUACAAUAGCAAUCGCGGAAAAUCAUGACGUAUAGUUUUUUUUUGUUUGUGUCUCGUUAGAGCACAACGAAAUUGUAAAUUAAAACAUGAGGAAUGUUUUAAGAAAUAUAAUUAUCAAGUUUUUUUAAAUACGAAAUAUAUUGGAACAAUCAAUAACGUAUUAUUAUUUAAGUUGAAUUAUUCAGGUAAAAAAUUUCUUAACACGUAAGAAUUGAUAUACGGUACGGUUAAAUAUUUAAGUACGGUUGAAUACUUGAAAUCAAUUUCCAUUCAUACGAAGCAAUCUCGUUUACACGCCUUCUCACUCGUUUAAAUUAUAUACAAUAGCGAUAAUUACACGAAUAUUUACAGUUUCCGUCGAUAGAUAUAUGAUGACAUAAAAUAUUGAACGUGGCCUAUAAAUACGGAUUAUUUGCGUGCCAUACGUAAUAUAGCUAGGAUAUACACGAUUGAUUAAUUAAGAGUUAAUUUUAAAUUAAUAAGAUUGUUCGAGGAAAGAACUAAGAUAAUUAACAACGCAUCAUUUAAUAACGUCACAUCACACUUGUAACAUGUACACACAAAAAUUAGGUAUAAGAUAUCAAUAUACAAUAGAAAUCAUAAUUAAUAUAUCGAUAGAAAGAAGAAAAUCUUUUCUCAUUGAUAUCGUUCUCACAAAAAGAACAAGCACUGCCCAAGUGACAGUAAUAUCGAUACUUUAUACGUCUCAUAUGUAUUACAAUAUGAAAUGAUUAGAUAUAUAGUAAGAGAGAAAAUUAGAUUUACAUGAUAAAAAGCAUUACGUAUCAAACAUAUAUAUUACAACAUUAAUGCGGCGCAUCGACGAUCCACCGGUCUACAGUCUCGCGGUAUAUUUGUUUCGCAAUGCACGUGAUUAGAAACGGGUGUAAAAGAUUCGCACGAUAAAUUUGGUUGAAAGUUGAUAUUAAUGAAAGCAAUAUAUGUAUCUCCAGGAGAUAAAAAAAGGGGUUUCGUAGAUAUUUCACUUUCCAUUCUUCAUAUUACACUUUUCAAUUAGAAGCGAUCGUCAAGAUGCAACACAACAUGUUUUCUGUAAACAUGAGCGUAGAUAAAUAUAAAAUAUGUGAUAUUUAAAUAAGUACAUGCGUAUUUGUGUGCGAAUGUGCGUACGCUUGCGUUGUUUGCGAGGGAGUAACCGGUAUUUUGUCGUUUACUACGCUUACUGUAAAUAAAUAAACUCAAUAGUAUACACACACACAAAUAUAAAUAUAUGGACAUGUAACAAUAUUAAUAUUUAGCAAUGUACUGAAUUAUUAUAUAUAAAUAU